Messenger RNA from Sapajus apella (tufted capuchin), 1795 nucleotides. It is a transcript of the gene LALBA, whose product is annotated as lactalbumin alpha. The coding region runs from base 740 to 1168 and encodes 142 amino acids. Gene Ontology annotation, biological process: lactose biosynthetic process. The record is from RefSeq and is a predicted model, not a curated record. Gene Ontology annotation, molecular function: lactose synthase activity; calcium ion binding. Lineage: Eukaryota; Metazoa; Chordata; Mammalia; Primates; Cebidae. The transcript is spliced from 4 exons.
UGAUCCACCAGCCUUGGCCUACCAAAGUGCUGGGAUUACAGAUGUGAGCCACUGUGCCUGGCCUAGAUGCUUUCAUACAAGCUUUUCAAUUAUGCAUUUUCCUUAAGUAGGAAGUCUUAGGAUCCAAGUUAUAUCUGAUUGCUGUAGUCUACGUUCCCAUAUUCUAUCCCUAUUUCUGAUUUUUCAGUCAUGAACUACCACAUCAAGGAACUCAUCCUGGGCUUUGUUACAUGGCUGAGUUGGCUGGACGAGGGCAAGGUCUGAUCCUGGAACUGUGGCAUGUGAUGACAUACACCCCCCUCCACAUUCUGUAUGUCUCUAGUGGGGAGGGGGAAGCUGGCCAUAGAACUUGAUUGUAUUUUCGGAUUGCCUCACUUUAAUCGCCCCCCGGGCACUCCUUUGUUCCUAAAGUAACCAAAGACAGUGCUUCCUCGAACCAACCUUACAGGAAACAAAGGGAUAAACAAAGCCAAAUGGGAAGCAAGAUCAUUCUUUGAACUCUUUCUGGGCAGAGAACAAUACCUGGUAUGGACUAGAUACUGGGGGAGGAAAAGGAAAAGUAAGGUGAAUUUUGGAAGGAAGCUGGCAGGCUCAGCGUUUCUGUCUUGGCAUGAUCAAUCUCUUUUCAUUCUCUUCCUAGAUGUAGGGCUUGGUUCCAGAGCCCCUGAGGCUUUCUGCAUGAAUAUAAAGAGGUGAAACUGAGUGAUGCUUUCAUUUCAGGUUCUUGGGGACAGCCAAAAUGAUGUCCUUUGUCCCUCUGCUCCUGGUGGGCAUCCUGUUCCCUGCCAUCCCUGCCAAGCAAUUUACAAAAUGUGAGCUGUCCCAGGAGCUGAAAGCCUUGGAUGGUUAUAGAGGCAUCUCUUUGCCUGAAUUCAUCUGUACCAUGUUUCACACCAGUGGUUAUGAUACACAAGCCAUGGUUGUAAACAAGGGCAGCACGGAAUAUGGACUCUUCCAGAUCAGUAAUAAGCAUUGGUGCAAGAGCAACCAGGUCCCUCAGUCAAGGAAUAUCUGUGACAUCUCCUGUGACAAGUUCCUGGAUGAUGACAUUACUGAUGACAUAAUGUGUGCCAAGAAGAUCCUGGACAUGAAAGGAAUUGACUACUGGUUGGCCCAUAAAGCCCUCUGCAGUGACAACCUGGAACAGUGGCUUUGUGAGAAGUUGUGAGCGUCUGCUGUCCUUGCCAGUCCUGCCCGGUCCACGCUCCUGGAAUGCCUCUUCCCUAAUGCUACCUCAGCUUGCUUCUUUCUCUUCCCCUAAGCUUAUCUGACUCUGAGGCUUGGGCCCUGUAGUGACACCACUGAACUCUUGAGGACUGUUUUCCAGGGAUGCCUGAGUGGUGCACUGAGCUCUAGACCCUUGCUCAGUGUCCCAGAUGACACUUUCACUACAGCACAGAUCUCACCUCUGUCUUAAAUAAAGGGCCCAAUUUGGAGUCACUGGCUGUAUUUUUUUUCCCCUGGAGGGAAGGGGAAGAAAUAGGGUGAGUGGGUGGACUCUGAAGCCAUAGGUCAUAGCCACAUUCCAUCUCUACUGAAGAAGAAGAAGGCUGAAUUUACAAUAGAAAGGCGAAGGUUACUUCCUAUACCAAUUCAAUGCAACGAACUUUUAUUGAUCACCUAAUCUAUUCAAGGAACUGUUGAGAGAUCCAAAGUUGACUGAACACUGGUCAGGCACAGUGCUAAUGCCAGUAAUUCCAGCACUUUGGGAGGCUGAGGUGAACAGAUCACUUGAGGUCAGGGGUUCGAGACCAGUCUGGCCAACAUGGUCAAACCCCAUCUCUACCCAAAAUAC